Messenger RNA from Acanthocheilonema viteae, 656 nucleotides. NCBI's taxonomy places the organism in Eukaryota, Metazoa, Nematoda, Chromadorea, Rhabditida, Onchocercidae. The record is from the annotation of a GenBank genome assembly.
AUAAAUGUAAAGUAAAACUAAGUUGUUUGAAUGGUGGUUAUGAAGAUCCACAAAAUUGUGCAAUUUGUAAAUGUCCAACAGGAAGUGAUGGUAUACGUUGCGAAAGUAUACCACGAUCUACAGCGGGUUGCGGUGGUGAAUUAUUAGCUGGUGAUAAAUGGCUUACAUUGAAAAGUAGUAUCGUUGGAAAUUGCUUCUGGCGAAUAACUGCACCUUAUGGAAAAGUGCAUUUAGAAGUAUUGGAUGCAACAUAUGUAUGUGAUUCAUCAUGUGCUGACAAUUAUCUUGAAAUAAAGCAUGGAACAGUAUUGGAACAAACUGGAUUCAGGCAAUGUUGUAAUGCUGCACCAGGUGAUAUCAUUUCGGAGACAAAUCAAAUUUACAUCAUCUCUAUUGCUUUAAAAGCUCCAGCUAAUUUUACACUUCGCUAUAUUCGAGAUUCUACAUCAGAUCCGUUACCUAAAGCACCACCAGCACGAUGGAAAGGACAUGGUGGAAUAACUGGAUUAAUUGGAGCUGAAAAUGGUAUUGAUAAUACCUGGGAGCAUGUUGUCCUAAAAGAGCUUCCGAGAACUCUUCAAACAUUUGGUCGACCAUCUAACAAUUUACUUUCAGAUGUUUCUCGUAUUUUGCAACUUUUUUUAAAUCAAGGAUGA